Molecule: messenger RNA, 905 nt
Organism: Adineta steineri
Lineage: Eukaryota; Metazoa; Rotifera; Eurotatoria; Adinetida; Adinetidae
Source: the annotation of a GenBank genome assembly
AUGAAUUUACAAAAAUAUUUGGAUGAGUUUAAUGAAGGUGUAUUUCAAAUGAAUAGUUCAUCAUUAUGUACUCUGUUAAGUAUUCGACAUAAAGAUCCUGUUGAAAAAUUUUCUCCAGCAAAUACAUGUGAUUUAUUUGAAAAAUAUGUUGAAAAAAAUAGUUUCUAUAAAUGGGUCAAAAAUGACCCACCAGGGGGUAAAGGGUUAACAAAUCAUAUUGAAAUAUGUCAAACAUUAUUAUAUAAAAGUCGUUUAAAUGAUAUUGUACAAUAUCAAUAUUUACUUUGUCGAUUAUUACUUGAUCUUAUAAAAGAAAGUAAAAAUAAAAAUUGGCAUAUACCAAUACUUAUUCUUACUUUAACUGAUCUUUGUCUUUUAACAAAUUAUUUUACAUCAUAUAUAUCAAGACAUACAGAUGGUAAUACAAGUCCACCAUCACAACGUAUUGCUGAUUUAUCUAUUGAUAAUGAUCGACAAACUUCGGAAGCGAAUGUAACUAAAACAAUUGAAUUACUUACAGAAGCAUUUCGUGUAUGUACAAGUGACCGUUGUACAGAACAACGUUUGUCCAAGAAAUGGGGUGCUAUACAAAUACUUAAUCAAUUACUUUCAUUUGCUGAACAAUCAUUAGAAUUUCGACAUUACUUAUUAGAAGAUCAGAAAAUAAUAUAUGAUUAUUUUUUAGCUACUGAAUGUUUUGAUCCAAUUUUUCAACGUUGUCCUAGAUUUAUGAAAAAAAAUAAAGCAUCCAUAUUAAUUCAUUUAUGUGUAUCAAAAAUGCAAUUUGGUCAUACACCAUCAUUACAAAUUAUAGCUAAAUAUAAACUUGAUGCUUUUCAUAAUUUACUUGUUUCAAUUAAAGAAGGUCAAUUAUAUGCAUUUGAUCAAUAUAUUAGAAAAAUUCA